Messenger RNA from Bufo gargarizans (Asiatic toad), 7719 nucleotides. RefSeq names its product helicase with zinc finger (gene HELZ). The record is from RefSeq and is a predicted model, not a curated record. Gene Ontology annotation, molecular function: ATP binding; DNA binding; helicase activity. The transcript is spliced from 28 exons. The annotation marks the transcript as partial. Lineage: Eukaryota; Metazoa; Chordata; Amphibia; Anura; Bufonidae. Gene Ontology annotation, biological process: regulatory ncRNA-mediated post-transcriptional gene silencing. Gene Ontology annotation, cellular component: cytosol; P granule.
GGUGUAUUAUCCAAGACUCUGAUCGGAGAGCCACUGAACGGUAUGGUGACCAAGGACCUGUCACGGUUAAAGGCUCUGCUUGCUGAGAUCGAGAAUGUCACCAACUCCGUUCGUUCGGGUUUUCACACGGAGGAUUUGGAAGACGGUACACAGGAUGGAUGGCAGUUCAGACCUCCCCCCCGGGGUGUCACCAGCAGUGAGGAGUACACACUGUGCAAAAGGUUCUUAGAACAGGGGAUCUGCCGGUAUGGAGCGCAGUGCACCUCAGCGCACUCACAGGAGGAGCUGGAGGAAUGGCAGAAGCGAUAUGCCUCGCGCCUCAUCCGUCUCAAGCAACAGAAGGAAAACACACAAUGUUCAGGGAGCUACAUGGAGUCCCUGAUCGAGAAGUGGAUGAAUUCCCUCUCGCCAGAGAGAGUGCUCAGUGAGUGUGUGGAGGGCGUACACGUGGAUUACAGUCCUGAGCUCUCUGUUACCGUUACCACCAAAAAAUCUCAGCAGACGUGGACGUUUCUCCUGACGUGUAAGCCGGCGAGGACGCUUCAGCGCGUGGCUCUGCUGUACGACGCUCACAGACCUCAUUUUAGUAUUGUGGCAAUAUCCGCUGGAGACGGCAAUAGUCAGGUGCCCCAGGAGGUGCCCGAGAGCUGCCAGGAGUGGGUCGGCGAGAAGAUGUCGCAGAACGGCAUGGACCAUUGCUUGUACAAAGUCGUGAUCACCUUUACCACAGAGAUAUUCGGCACUUUCCGCCAGACUGUAGUGUUUGACUUUGGUGUAGAGCCGGUUCUGAUGCAGAGGAUUAUGGUGGACGCGGCUUCAACUGAAGAUCUUGAAUACUUGAUGCACGCCCGUCAGCAGCUGCUAACGACCGCGAAGCGCUGGGACUCCAUGUCUAAGACCAUUGUGGAGUUCGAUCCCAACGAGACUACUGAACUAGAGCGCAGCCUCCUCAGCCGAUACCAAAUCCCGCUCUCCGCCGACCAGCUGUUUACACAGUCCGUGCUGGACAAGUCGCUGACCAGGACCAACUACCAGUCCCGCCUGCACGACCUGCUUUACAUUGAAGAGAUUGCACAGUACAAGGAAGUCAGCAAGUUUAACAUCAAGGUCCAGCUGCAGCUAGUGGCGAGCUUCAUGCUGACGGGUGUUUCCGGAGGAGCCAAAUACGCCCAGAACGGGCAGCUUUUCGGUCGCUUUAAACUCACUGAGACACUUUCAGAGGACACGCUCGCCGGCAGACUCGUGAUGACCAAAGUCAACGCCGUGUAUCUGCUGCCCGUCUCGAAGGAGAAGUCCGCACAGAGCCAAGGGAGCAAAGAGAAGGUGUACGAAGCGGUCAUCGAGGAGAAGACCAAGGACUACAUCUUCUUAAGAAUAUGCAAGGAUUGCUGCGAAGAGCUGCGGCUCCGGUCCGACCGGGAGAUGCAGGUUGAGCUCCAGUUCCAGCUGAACCGGCUGCCUCUGUGUGAAAUGCACUACGCCUUAGACAGGAUACGGGAUAACGGCAUUCUCUUUCCGGAUCUGAGCGCAACGCCCCCGAUACCCUGGAGCCCCAACAGACAGUGGGACGAGCUCUUAGAUCCCCGGCUGAACGCUAAGCAGAAAGAAGCCAUCUUGGCGAUCACUACCCCCCUCUCCGUUCAGCUGCCCCCUAUCCUCAUCAUCGGCCCUUAUGGUACCGGCAAGACGUUCACCCUGGCCCAGGCUGUGAAGCACAUCCUAAAACAGCAGGAUACCAGGGUCCUGAUUUGCACCCACUCUAACAGCGCCGCUGACCUCUACAUCAAGGAUUAUUUACAUCCAUACGUGGAAACAGGGAACCCGCAGGCCCGUCCGCUCAGGGUAUACUUCAGAAAUCGCUGGGUGAAGACGGUGCACCCGGUCGUACACCAGUACUGUCUGAUCUCCAGCACACAUGCCACCUUCCAGAUGCCCCAGAAAGAAGACAUAGUGCGGCACAGGGUGGUGGUGGUGACGCUCAGCACAUCGCAGUACCUCUGCCAGCUGGAUCUGGAGCCCGGCUUUUUUACCCACAUCCUGUUGGAUGAAGCAGCACAAGCCAUGGAAUGUGAAACCAUCAUGCCUCUGGCCCUGGCCAAUAAGAGCACGCGGAUCGUUCUGGCCGGAGAUCACAUGCAGCUCAGUCCGUUCGUAUACAGCGAGUUCGCCAGAGAGCGUAACCUCCACGUGUCGCUGUUAGACCGCCUGUAUGAACAUUACCCCGCCGACUUCCCGUGUAGGAUCCUGCUGUGCGAGAAUUACCGAUCCCACGAGGCCAUCAUCAAUUACACGUCGGAGCUCUUCUAUGAGGGGAAGUUGAUGGCCAGCGGCAAGCAGCCGGCCCACAAGGACUUCUACCCCCUGACCUUCUUCACCGCUCGAGGGGAGGACGUCCAGGAGAAGAACAGCACGGCCUUCUACAACAACGCAGAGGUAUUUGAGGUGGUGGAGCGCGUGGAGGAGCUGAGGAGGAAGUGGCCAGUGGCCUGGGGCAAGCUGGACGACGGCAGUAUUGGGGUGGUGACCCCCUAUGCCGACCAGGUGUUCCGGAUCCGGGCCGAACUGCGGAAGAAGCGGCUUUCGGAAGUCAGUGUGGAGAGGGUGCUCAACGUUCAGGGUAAGCAGUUCCGCGUCCUGUUCCUCAGCACGGUCCGCACCCGCCACACCUGCAAACACAAGCAGACCCCCAUCAAACGCAAGGAGCAGCUCCUGGAGGACUCCACCGAGGACCUGGACUAUGGCUUCCUCUCCAAUUAUAAGCUCCUGAACACGGCCAUCACCCGGGCCCAGUCCCUGGUGGCGGUGGUGGGCGACCCCAUCGCUCUGUGCUCCAUCGGGAGAUGCAGGAAGUUCUGGGAGCAGUUCCUCACGAUUUGUCAUGAGAAUCGCAGUCUUCACGGCAUCACAUUCGAGCAGAUCAAGUCCCAGCUGGAGGCCUUAGAGCUGAAGAAGACCUACGUGCUGAACCCGCUGGCGCCAGAGUUCAUCCCGCGGGCGCUCCGGCAGCAGCAGGCAGCAAACGCCGCCAAACAGCAGCAGUCACCGCCAAAGGGCAAAGGUCAUCACAAUCAGAGCGAGCACUUUCAAGGGGAUGGAAUGGUUCAGCCCAAUCCUUCUGUCCUGAUCGGCAAUCCCAUCCGGGCGUACACCCCACCCAUGGGUGCUCACACCAACCUGGGCAAAUCCCCCAGCCCCGUGCAGAGGAUAGACCCCCACACCGGCACCAGUAUUCUCUACGUACCUGCCGUCUACGGGGGCAAUAUGGUCAUGUCCGUGCCUUUACCUGUCCCGUGGCCCCCCAACUACCAGGGUCGGUUUUCCGUGGACCCCCGCCUCAUGACGCACCCGGCCAUGGCCUAUAACAUGAACCUCCUCCAGGGCCACGGUCGCGGAUCUCCCAUCCCGUUCGGCCUCGGCCACCACUCACCGGUCAACGUCGGGCAGCAGGUUCCGCACACGGACAAAGAUCAGCACGAGCUCAGCCGCAAUGGUAAAAGCGAGAACAAUCCGUCAGCCGACAUGAAUAAGCUGCGCACCCCUGAGAAGAAACCGCUGGACUGCAAACCGGUGGACUUGGACCCAAACACACAAACGAGAAGCCCAGAGUCUCGAGCCAACCUCGCCUUCCCCAACCCCAAAUAUCACCGCAAAGAUAAUCCGCCCCAGAGGCCGAUGAACAUCCACCUGACCCCCCCGCACCCGCAGUACCCCAUGCCCAGCCGCCACUUCCCACACGUCUCCCCCUUACAGCGGCCGCAGUUUCCCCUACAGCAGCAGAACCUUCUGUCCCAACAGCAGAACCAUCUCCCAGAACUGCAGAACCAGAUCCCUCCUCCCCCGCAGGGACCCGUUGUCCCGCAGCAAAACCAUUUAAUGCAGCAGCCGCCCCCGCAGGCUUCCCAGCUGUCCCCUGCUUUCCAGCCCAAUCAGUCCUUCUUUAAUAACCCCAUUCCUCACCGCCCCCCAUCGCCCGGCGUGGACGGCAUGAUCCCGGAGCAGCCGCCACCGACCAUAAUGCAGGACGUCAAUAACCCGCUCCGCUCUGUGGCCCAUAACAAUCAGCUGAUGUCAUCGCACCUCAACAGCUACAUGGAGGACGGGCCUCCAGCCAUGAGCGCAGGCGAGGCUCUAGAUCGUCUGCACAGUAACGUGGCGCUGGAGACGCUGAGGCAGCAGCAGACGAGGAUACAGCAGUGGAACGAGCAUAACGCCUUCCUGAGCCAAGCCAACCUCACAUACCCGCACCACCCCCAUCUACAAGCAAUGGGUCUGGCCCAGCAGCAGCUCAUCAGGCCUAACUGGAAGAUCCCAAACAGCGGAGAGGAGGAGCCUGAGAUCACAUAUUCCAGGUUCCAGGAGUUUCUUCGGGAACUUUCUCAACACGAGCAGAGUGGUGAUCAUCGAGACCUCACAGAGAUGCCUCCUCCUCAGUCCAGACUGUUACAGUACCGACAGGUCCAGCCCCGGAGCCCACCAGCACUCGCCUCCCCCUCCUCCGGCCACAGCGGCCACUUCCCCAGCUUCAGCGAAAACAGCCGAGGAGACAUGGACAUGAGCAACAAUCCCACCUUCCCAGCGCACAUGGCCAACGUGUACAGCAGCCCCUACACCAUGCCAUCGGAACACAUGACGCCCCCUCCACCAAUGAAAUACCUGCAACACGACGGCUCCUGGGCCUACGCCAACCUUCAGCAGAAUCCUCUAAUGGGGCAGGGAUUUCAUUACGGUAUGCCCCCUCUACAGCACAGACCACCACAAAACCCGUUCAUCCAUGUACAGAACCACCAGCCCCCAGCUGGUCAGGAAACAUUUCACCCAGCCGCGCCCCGCGCCGUCUCCGCCUCUUCACUCCACAAUCUAGAAGAGUAUGAACCUAGAGGACCCGGCAGGCCGCUAUACCAAAGAAGAAUCUCGGCUAGCUCGGCGCACCCCGGUUCGGAAGAAUUAGCCGCUUGUCAAGAACCCCUCGGUCAAUGUAAAGAAAUUCAAGACCCCAACAAACCCCCAUCAUAUAAUUAUUCAUCUCCCGAACUCUGGGUCAACGCAGCAUCGUCAGUCCCGUACCAGAACAUUCCGUGCAACGGCGCCAACCCAUCCGGACCGCCCCGGGACAUGUUAGUUGCUCCCCAGAAAAUGGUGAAGCCCCCUGACGAGCAUCUCAAAGCGGAGAACCUGCAGAUGUCCAGCUCCUUCAAUUACAACGUCCUGCAGCAUCUGGGCCAGUUCCCCCCUCUCAUGUCCAACAAGCAGAAUGCAGAACCCAACGGAACCGCAGCCGCCCAACAGAACGCGGGCGCCAACAAGCCCACCAUGUCUUACGCUAGCGCCCUGCGGGCUCCGCCUAAGCCCAAACCCCCACCCGAACAGGCAAAAAAGAAUAGCGACCCCCUGUCUUUAUUUCAGGAACUUAGCUUAGGGAGUUCAUCAGGUAACAACGGCUUCUAUUCCUAUUUUAAGUAGACCCCCCCCCCCCCCCUCACUUUUUGCCUUUUGUGUUUUUUGUAUACAAUUUUUUUUUUGUCAUUUUGUAGAAAUAUUUUAGUUUUGGUUAAUGAGUGACCUAUAGCCUCACUGUCAUUUUAAGCAUUUUUGUUUUUUUCUUUUUUUUCUUGUAUGUGUGCAUAAAAAAAGAAAACGUGUUUUGCGUCGCCGUUUGUGUAUCUACAAGGAAUUAUGCACACGUAAUUUACGGCUCACGGCCUACUGAUCUCUGCUGCCAUUUUAAAAAUAUCUACUUUACUCAAUAUUGAGUUUUUAAUCAUUUAAAAAAAAAAAAAAAUCUGACAAACAUUGAGGCGAGUUGUCCGCAGAACUGCUGCUGCUGGCUCUGAUCUCCCAUUGCUGUAGCUAAAGGAAAUUUUACGUAGGCGCAAGAACGGCGACGCAAAUGCACAUAAAAAAAAUAAUAAUAUAACAAUGAUGUGUGAAUGUAUAUUGUACCCAGUAUACAUCCACUGGUAACAGUUUGUAGCUUUGCAGAAAUCUGCAACAACUGUUACAGAGAGGAAAAUCCCAAAAAAUAAAUAAAAAAAAGUUUUUUUCCCCCCCCGCCUUUUACCGUGGGCGAGGCUUAUGACCGUUUUACGUAACCCUUUUUUUUAACGUGUCAUAAAUGUUGCAUUACAGUUAGCAGCUUCGGCAAUAUAUCUUUAAGAAAAAAUAAAAUUACAGAAAUUAAAAAGUUAAAAAAAAAAAAGAAAAAUUAAGAGAAAAAAAUAUUAAAAUUUUGUCAAAGUUGUAUUUAAAGAGAAAAAAAAUGUAAGUAGUCUUUACAGUUAUUCAGUUGACGUCGGCAUCCAAUACUGGGUUUCUGUAGCAGAAAUAACCAGUCCAUGUAAAAAUUGUAUCUUAUUACAUUCACUUUUUUUCUCUAUGGCUUGUAUUUUAAUUUUUCUUUUUCCUCUUUUUAUUUUUCUUUUAAUUUUUUUUUUUUUUAGCUUAACCAUGAAAAUCCACUUUUUUAUUUUUUUUUGCUUUGGUUUUAGCUGUGUUUUUUCUGAUGCUGUAAAAAAAAAAAAAAAUUAUUGAACAGUCUUCAGACUUUAAGUUUUAAUUGUAUUUUAUCUUUUUCUGUCUUGGGGACCCUGAUAAGCAAUUACUACUACAAAGAUUUCAGUGUGAAUGUAUAUAUAUAAAAAAAAACACGUCACACCACGUAGAGCUUCUGCGGCCAUUUACUCAAUUUCGUUGGGUAUUAAAAUGUCUGUUUUUGAGGCGGCUGGCGCAGUGGGCGGAGCUCCACAUUGUGAUGAGCUGCGCGCUUGUAAGCUGUGGAAGCUUUUUUUUUUUUUUUCCCCUCAUUUAAAAUGGUACCAACCAAAAUGCUGCAUUGAAAUUUUUGUAUGACUAAUUGUUACAAUUGGAUCGGGGGAAAAAUACAUUUUUUGGAGGGGAGGCCUAAUAAAUCUUUUUUUUUUUGGCAGUAGCAUGUACUUUGCUUGUACACAAUCAUUGGAUGCAAAGUAUAUAAAACACAAAAAAAAAAAUCAAAAUCCAAAAAGUUUUGUAGAUUUUUUUUUUUUAUACUAUUUGAUUUUUAUUUGAUUUUUUCCUUUUAUGAUUUUAUUUUUUUCUAUAUUCUUAGCUUGGGUUUGUUACACUCUACAGAUACCUCUGCGAGGCAAUACACAGGCGUACGACACUGCUUUACAGUACGGAAUAAUGUGUCCACAUUUUAAAUGUGCGAAAACAGGAACAAAAAAAAGUGCAAAAGUAUAAAUAUAAAAAAAAAUAUAUAAUAAUCAAAUAAAAUGAUUCUACUUUACAAUAAAGAGACGAGAUCCGUUCUGCAGUUUGUUUUCUGGCUGGCAGCGUCAGACGUGUAGCUUUGUUGGUUGCAUUUGUUAGAUUUUUAUUUUUUCUAUUUUAUUUUUUUUUUGUAACCGGAUCAUUAAAGACGAGAAUCCAGUUUUUAGCUCUGUCGGUGCUCAGUAGAUUUAAUAACUAUUUUACAAAGAGACGACUGUGUGGAUUUGGUAAAGAAUUCUUGUUUCUUUUCACUAUGCAUGCGUAAAUGUUUGUAAUCCGGCUUUAACCUCCUCCUCCUCUUCAGUGAUAUUGGGAAAAGAAAAAAAAAAAAAGAUAUUAAAAAAAAAUUAAGAAAAAACACCAAAAAAAUUAAGAAAUUUCUUGUUGCGCUUCAGUUUUUUUCUUUUUUUUCCCUACACAUUUUAGUACAUUAUUUGAUGUUUACAUUAAAAUGUGACAUUAUUCAAGAAA